AUGGAGUUCAACUUUACAGGAUCGUCCCGGCCACAGCGACGCAUCAAUUUAGGGACUGGUACAGAAAAAUCAGCGGCAAAUCUUGCGGCACUGGCUCGCGAGCAACGCGCAAACAGGGCUCUCCAACGGCAGCAGGUAAAGUCUGCGGUACGCAUCCAAGCAGUGUACCGCCGCUAUGCUGUGGCGAAACGCGUGCGUGAAGAGUGCAUGAAAGAGUAUAUCGAAGAGAUCAAAAUACAUGACGGUCACUACACGCCACACACAUGGCGCCACCUCACCCGCCUGCUCGCUUGCUCACUGCACCGCGCCACACCGACAGAAGUGUUGGCCCGCGCGCCGAGUCUGACAGCCUGGGCACUCCAUGUAGCCCAACAUCCAUGGACUAUGGGAAUAGGCGAUGAUGAAAGCGAGAAAGAUUGGCACGCUUUGCUCGCGUGGGUCGUGCACCUUGUUUUGCACAUUCUGGUCCACCGCGCCGCGGCAAUGUCACAAGCAGACAUCCACGUGUGGAUCCAGUUCCUGAACGCGUUACUGGUGCCACAAGCAAAUGUGGAGCUACAGCAAGCACUGCUGCGGUCGAUGCUUUUCUGGGGAUUGUACCGUGCGCUGCAAGCUGCUAUGCUCGCUUUGCCAUCGGAGCAGUCGCAUACGGGACAACUGUGUGUAACGCUCAUGUUGCACCCUUUUCACCUCCUGCCCGAUGCGCCAGUCACAUUUGUGAAAGACGUGCAGAAUGCACCGCCUACUACAGACGCACGCUCCAUUGCACUGCGUGCUUUCGUCGCGAAUGGCCUCACCGUGCCGCAUCUCUUGCAGCGUGUACCCAUCGACGCUGUCGCGCAAUUCACAUCGGCCUUUCCAUUCGCACAAGUGAUGGAGCAUAUAUACGCGCUCGGAGCAUGCUACCGAACACCCGGAGCCACGGCACUUGCAAACAACCCAAUCCACUCGCCGUACUUGCUGGGCAACCUGCUUGUGCUUUGCCAAAAUCGCGUGCCUUUGCUACGUACCAGUGCAGAGCUUUCCUCUUACUUGGACGCGCUUGUCUUGCUUCAGGAUGCUUUGCCCAGCACAGCUUUUGUGGCGCCAGAGGAUACCAAUGCAAGUUCCGAGCAUGCUUCCACAACAUCGAUAACGGAAACGGACGAGCAAAACUCGCCCACUCAACACCCAACCGACGCAGCUAGCGUCAACAUUCCGCUGUGCACACUGCCGCUCGAUCCAAAUACAUACCGCAAUUUGCGCAUCGUGGUCUCCGAGGCGCACCUACAUGCUAUAAUGGCCGCAUCCGUGCGCUUUUCCCAUGCUCGCCCUGCGCUCUGCGCAUUUCUGCUCGCUGCACUACAAUCGUGGCCGAGUGCGGAGCGCGAGGUGGUGCUGAAUACGGUUUUGUACGGCUACGACUCGCACACUGCGCGAAAUGCAGCUCCAGCACAACGCCCCAGUGUAGGUUCGUUGGUGCGCGAGCUCUGGCGCGGCUGGACGCGCGCAAGUCCUUUCGCCAAGCAUCUCAGCCCGAUUAAUCCAAUCGCCCGCGUCGCUGAGACGCGUGCAGUACUCCUCAACCCUGCCUUUGCACGAGACUGGGCCAUUUUCACAGUCCUGUGCGCGCUAUACAGUCGUACACUCAUGACCAUGGGCGAUGACGAAUUUUACCCUUCGUCCAAGCUGGAUGCGGAAAACGCCGCACGGAAUCCGCUCACGCUAGACGAGCUUGUCACGAUUAGCAGUUUGCUGCGAAACAUUGCUUUUACGCUGUAUUGGCAUGAAGAUUUGCAGUAUCACGCCGAGCAUGACCUACUUCUUCCUGGCGCGCGAAGACGAUUGCCGCAUCUGCGAGCCAUGAUCACAGAACUUCUUCAGCAGCUUCACACGCGCGAUUCCCGUCGUCGCUUCACACCCGAUGCGCAUUGGCACAUGCUCAGCCAGCAGGAUCUUGCAUCCUUUAUUGAGUCCGUCGUCUGGGAAGAGCGGAGCUUAAUGGCGUCUAGUGAGGAGGAGGGGUUCAAUUUGCAAUCUCGGCGCAGUGCCACGCUUUCUGCACGCACAGUGGCAUUUAUCAACCCAAGACUUGGCGUGCUGAACAACAUUCCCUUUGUUAUUCCCUUUGAUGUGCGUGUGGAAAUAUUCCGCCACUUUGUGCGGAGCGACAGCGAGCGCCUGGGCAUCAGUCGCGACAUUUAUGCGUGGCAAAGCCAGCGCAGGGUCACGAUCCGCCGCGGCGCUAUUGCCGAAGAUGGCAUGGCACAGCUCAACGCGCUUGGCCCACAUCUCAAAGGACCGCUUCAGAUCGUAUUUGUCGACCAAUGGGGCAUGCAAGAGGAUGGCAUUGACGGCGGCGGCGUCUUUAAAGAGUUCCUUACCUCCCUUGUCCAAGAAGUAUUCCACACAGACCGCGGCUUGUGGUGUGUCAACCAGCGCCAGGAACUAUACCCAAAUCCCCACAGCUACGCGCAGCGCCCUGAGCAGCUUAAUUGGUACGCAUUUUUGGGGCGCAUCAUUGGCAAGGCAUUGUACGAAGGCAUUCUUGUCGAUGCCAAGUUUGCAAGCUUCUUUCUGGGCAAAUGGCUUGGCCACCAAAGCUACCUCGACGACCUAGCCAGCCUUGACAGCCUUGACCGUGAACUGUACAAAGGGCUGAUUGUGCUAAAAAAUUAUACGGGCAACGUGGAAAAUGACUUUGCCCUCAACUUUACCGUUACGGACGAAGAGUUUGGCGCGACACGCACCACAGAGCUUAUUCCCGGCGGUACCGACAUUUCUGUGACGCGUAGCAACCGUUUGUCGUAUAUUUAUCACGUCACGCGUUAUCGUCUCAGCAAGCAGAUCGAGCCGCAGUGUCGCGCAUUUUUCGACGGCCUCUCUGAGCUGAUCGAUCCGCGCUGGCUGCGCCUUUUGAACCGCGAAGAACUGCACGUGUUGGUAUCUGGCGCAGAGAAACCCAUCGACUUGGACAACCUACGCGAGCAUACGCUUUACGGUGGCUUUCACGAAAAGGAUCUUGCCAUCACCUUUUUCUGGGAGGCACUUGCGUCGCUCGAUCAGGACUCGCGCAGAGCAUUUCUACGCUUCGUUACUUCCUCGCCGAAUCCACCGCUGCGUGGCUUUGUGGAACUGAACCCCAAGUUUGCUAUUCGGAAUGCGGGCGACGACGUGUCGCGGUUGCCUACGGCCAGCACUUGCGUAAAUUUGCUAAAACUACCUGCCUAUACCUCGAAAGAGCAAGCACUGGAAAAACUGCGCUAUGCUAUUCACAGCCAAGCAGGCUUCGACCUAGAGUAG
Messenger RNA from Malassezia vespertilionis, 3282 nucleotides. RefSeq names its product HECT-type E3 ubiquitin transferase (gene HUL5). The coding region runs from base 1 to 3282 and encodes 1093 amino acids. Gene Ontology annotation, biological process: protein polyubiquitination; ubiquitin-dependent protein catabolic process. The transcript has a single exon. The record is from RefSeq and is a predicted model, not a curated record. Gene Ontology annotation, molecular function: ubiquitin protein ligase activity. Lineage: Eukaryota; Fungi; Basidiomycota; Malasseziomycetes; Malasseziales; Malasseziaceae.